Molecule: messenger RNA, 618 nt
Organism: Heterotrigona itama
Lineage: Eukaryota; Metazoa; Arthropoda; Insecta; Hymenoptera; Apidae
Source: the annotation of a GenBank genome assembly
AUGUCUAAACGAAAAGGAAUUUCUUUUGAAGAAAAACGUAUAAGAAUGCUUGAAUUGUUUUAUGAAAAAAGAGAAUUUUUUACUUUGAAAGAACUAGAAAAAAUUGCAACUAAAGAAAAAGGAAUUGUUGCACAAGCAGUAAAAGAUGUAUUACAAACGCUGGUAGAUGAUGGAUUAGUAAGAUCAGAAAAAAUUAGCACUUCUGUAUAUUUUUGGACUUUUCCAGGAGAAAAUAUUACUGCAGUAGAGCAAAGAAUAUCUGAAGCAUCAAAAAAAAUAGUAGAGGCAGAAUUUAAACUUCAAAAAUUGAAAGACGCUUGUGAAAAAGAAAAGAUAGGAAGAGAAAAUACAGAGGAAAGACAAAUUUUGUUACGUGAACUGGAAGAAUUAAAAGCUAAAGAGGAUCAGUUAAAACAACAAAUUGCUAAAUUUAGUGAUGCUGAUCCAGAAGUUAUAGCUAAGAUUGCUGAAAAAGCACAGAAAUAUAAAGAAGCUACAAAUAUAUGGACGGAUAAUAUUUUUGCUAUUCAAAGUUGGUGUAAAAAUAAAUUUGACAUAUCUGAAGGAUGUCUCAAUAAACAGUUCAAUAUUCCUGAUGAUCUAGAUUACAAAGAAUAA